GCAGUUUGCCAGUCACACAUUUUAAAAAGAAAUUAACGAUGGCGACUCACGAGCGGCGAAGAUCUGAAAGUACUGGAUGGCCGUCAACUUUCAAACAGAACCGAAGUAGUCAUGGGUCAACGUUGACUUUGGAAAGGACUAUAAAUUUGUAUCCUCUGAACAAUUACACAUUUGGUACCAAGGAGCCUCUCUAUGAAAAGGACAGUUCAGUCCCAGCCAGGUUUCAGCGCAUGAGAGAGGAGUUUGACAAGAUUGGUAUGCGCAGAUCAGUGGAAGGAGUACUGAUUGUGUAUGAGCAUGGCUUGCCUCACGUACUUCUGCUGCAGCUGGGAACUACGUUUUUUAAACUGCCAGGAGGUGAGCUCAAUGCUGGUGAAGACCAGGUUGAUGGACUGAAGAGACUACUUACUGAGACUCUUGGCAGACAGGACGGUGCUCCCAUGGACUGGGUCAUAGAGGAUACAAUUGGCAACUGGUGGAGGCCAAAUUUUGAACCAUCACAGUAUCCCUACAUACCAGCUCAUAUCACCAAGCCUAAAGAACACAAGCGUCUCUUCUUGGUGCAACUUCCAGAAAAAGCCCUGUUUGCGGUUCCACGCAAUUACAAGCUUGUAGCAGCUCCCUUGUUUGAACUGUAUGAUAACGCAGCAGGGUACGGCCCAAUCAUUUCCAGUUUACCGCAAGCUCUAGCCAGAUUCAACUUCGUGUACAAGUAGUCCGCAAAGUCUGCAAGGAUGUGUCCAGUCACUGAAAGAGCUCAUCUCAGCCAGCGAUGUGACAAAAAGGAUACAUCUCAACACUGUACAUAGCCCAUCUUCGCAUUGACACGUUGAUGUUUCUUUUUCUUUUUCGUUACAUCGUAUUUCAUACCUUCAGCCUGAUUUGGGCGAUAUUUCAUACGUUAUUUGAUGCGAAACGUUCGUAGAAAGGGCGAGUGUUUGGUCAGAAAGAGUGUAGUAUCGCCCCUCAUCUCAAGAUUGUUGUUAUGUGUCUCCUCAACAACAACAAACAAAAAAUAGCUGUAUGGUCUGAAUUUGAUGAAUUAGGUCCCCGUAAAGCAUUACCUUCGUCAGAGGUAUGAAGACAGUGUUGUCUAAAUGUGUACAUGUACAUGAAUUGGUUUUGAUGUGUUUUUAAUUGGUUUUGAACGAAAAAGAAUGUUAAGUUUAGUUUAUGGUUCAAUUUUUAACUGGUCAUUUUUAUUCAGUCACACAGGCCGUUUUUUUUUCUGUUGUUUUUUUUUUUUUAAUAAAAUCGUUGCUCUUUGUCAUAAAUCUGUCAGUUUCACAUUUUGAAAAUAAAGAUGUUCAAAUACUUGACUUCAUCAAA
Messenger RNA from Aplysia californica (California sea hare), 1329 nucleotides. RefSeq names its product cleavage and polyadenylation specificity factor subunit 5. Gene Ontology annotation, molecular function: mRNA binding. Gene Ontology annotation, cellular component: mRNA cleavage factor complex. Lineage: Eukaryota; Metazoa; Mollusca; Gastropoda; Aplysiida; Aplysiidae. The record is from RefSeq and is a predicted model, not a curated record. The transcript is spliced from 8 exons. The coding region runs from base 39 to 716 and encodes 225 amino acids.